Cololabis saira (Pacific saury) is the source of this 1974-nucleotide messenger RNA. RefSeq names its product alanine--glyoxylate aminotransferase 2, mitochondrial-like. Bases 73 to 1623 code for a protein of 516 amino acids. Gene Ontology annotation, cellular component: mitochondrion. Gene Ontology annotation, biological process: glyoxylate catabolic process. The transcript is spliced from 14 exons. NCBI's taxonomy places the organism in Eukaryota, Metazoa, Chordata, Actinopteri, Beloniformes, Belonidae. Gene Ontology annotation, molecular function: L-alanine:glyoxylate transaminase activity; pyridoxal phosphate binding. The record is from RefSeq and is a predicted model, not a curated record.
UUUGUUAUUGCUCCCGAGAGCCAGGACGCAGAGAGAAGUAGGAUAACUGUGCGUCCUCUGUGCCUGUUCAACAUGCAUAAAGUUGUGUCCUGCCUGAGUGCCCAUCGGGCAGUUUUAACAGGACAGUCCUGCUCUUUGCCGAGUCUGGGCAAAUUCCACUUGGCAAGUGGUGCAUUAUGUGGGAAAUCAGACUUAAAAUACACUCCAGCAGACAUCCCAGAGAUGCCGCGUUGUGAUUUCAGUCCAGAGGAAUACAAGGGUAUGUCAAAAGAGAAAAUGAUGCAGAUCCGUAGAGAAAACUGCAACCCCAUGACCAUGAAGGUUACUUAUUACAAGAAACCAGUGUUCGUCCACCAGGGAUACAUGCAGUGGCUGUGGGACGUGGAUGGGAGGCGUUAUCUGGAUCUGUUUGCAGGUGUGGCCACAGUCAGUGUGGGCCACUGUCAUCCGAAAGUCACAGCAGCAGCAGAGCAGCAACUGAAAAAACUCUGGCAUACCACUAACAUUUAUGUCUAUCCUGCCCUCCACGAGUACUGUGAAAAACUAGCCUCAUAUUUCCCAGAUCCUCUGAAGGUGGUCUAUCUGACCAACAGUGGCUCUGAGGCCAAUGACCUGGCCAUGUUGAUGGCACGCCUCCACACAGGCAACUUUGACAUAAUCACAUUCAGAGGGUCAUAUCAUGGUGGUAGCCCACAGACCAUGGGUCUGACUUCCAACGCUGCAUAUAAAUACCCCGUUGCCAAUGGUUUGGGCUGCACAAAUACCAUGUGUCCUGACGUGUUCAGAGGUCCGUGGGGGGGCGGCCACUGCAGGGACUCUCCUGUUCAGACUGUAAGAGAGUGUAGCUGCGCUCAAGGUCAUUGCAUGGCAAACGAGCAAUACAUCGGACAGCUGAAGGAGACAUUUGCUACUAGUGUCCCAUCUAGAAUCGCUGCUUUCUUUAGCGAGCCCAUUCAGGGAGUCGGCGGAUCUGUGCAGUACCCGAAAAACUACCUCAAGGACGCUUAUAAGCUUGUAAGAGAGAGGGGAGGAAUCUGCAUUGCUGAUGAGGUCCAAACCGGAUUUGGGCGAACAGGAAGCCAUUUCUGGGGUUUCCAGGGGCAUGACAUCAUUCCUGACAUGGUUACGAUGGCAAAAGGCAUUGGUAAUGGGUUUCCCAUGGGAGCCGUUGUUACAACACCAGAAAUUGCAGCCUCAUUUGCCAAGGGGGUUCAUUUCAACACCUUUGGGGGAAAUCCUGUGGCUUGUGCUAUUGCGUCAUCAGUGCUUGAUACUAUUCGAGAGGAUGGGACACAGAAAAUCAGUCUUGAUGUGGGCACCUAUCUGAUGAAAGAAUUGGCAAAACUCAGAGACAAGUAUGAGAUCGUGGGCGAUGUUCGUGGAAAAGGCCUGCAGAUCGGGGUGGAAAUGGUCAAAGACAAGGCCAGCAGAGACCCGCUUCCUCCGGAGGCGAUGGCUGAGAUCUUUGAGGAUGUCAAGGACAUGGGAGUCCUGAUAGGCAAAGGAGGAGUAUAUGGGCAGACUUUCCGCAUCAAACCCCCCAUGUGCAUCACGAUGGAAGAUGCACGUUUUUUCCUGGGUGUCUUUGAUAAGUCGAUCCAAAACUACGUGGAAAAAAGAUGAAAGCCAGAUGAACUAUACGAUGCAAAGGACCAAACCUGGAACUUUUCUCAGCAGCGGAAUACAUUCUUUGUACAUCUUUUAAAAUGUGAAAAUGUCUGAAUUAAUCAAGAUUCCCUCUCUUAAUGGCUGGGCACAGCCACCAUAAAAGGAACUUUUUUCUAUUUUUGCUGUAAUGUAAUCAACAAAACCAAAUACAUUAACACAUAUCACUAAUGACAUAGGAAGGUCUUUCAGAGUGCCUUUUGUAAAACUGAUUGCAACAAGGUCUUUUUGAUCUUGUUUUUGUGGGAUUAUUUGUAAAGUUAUGCUUUGUCAUUUACAAUAUCGAUGAAUAAAGUAAUAUUCUGUAAA